CACUCUGCUGAGUGUGAGCUUGACUCCCCUCAGGUCUCUGAUAUACGUUGAACGGUGUAGACCGAUGUGUGUGGUGUUGUGGAGGCACCAGGGUUUCUCCUAACAGACCAGUGUUAUUCAGGGUUUCACGGGACAUAUUAUCUGGAGUGGUGAAACGUUCCACGGGUGUCGAAGAUGUCCGUGGCAGGGCUGAAGAAACAGUUCCACAAAGCCAGUCAGCUCCUCAGUGAGAAGAUCAGUGGAGCAGAGGGGACGAAGCUUGAUGAAGACUUCAUGGAGAUGGAGAGGAAAAUUGAGGUGACCAACAAGUCAGUGUUUGACCUCUUGUCCAAAACAACGGAAUACCUCCAGCCAAACCCAGCUUCUCGAGCCAAACUGAACAUGCUGAACACUGUAUCCAAGAUCCGAGGGCAGGUGAAGACCACUGGCUACCCUCAGACAGAAGGCCUGCUGGGAGACUGCAUGCUGCGCUGCGGCCAUGAACUGGGAGAGGACUCCGUCUUUGGCUGUGCUUUGGUGGACAUGGGUGAGGCUAUGCGGCAGAUGGCUGAUGUGAAAGACUCCCUGGACAUCAACGUCAAACAGAACUUUAUUGACCCACUGCAGACUAUACAGGACAAAGACCUGAAAGAGAUCAUGCACCACCUGAAGAAGCUGGAGGGCCGCCGGUUAGACUUUGACUAUAAGAAAAAGCGCCAAGGGAAAAUCCCAGACGAGGAGAUCCGGCAGGCUGUGGAGAAGUUUGAGGAAAGCAAAGAUCUGGCUGAGAGGAGCAUGUUCAACUUCCUGGAGAAUGAUGUGGAGCAGGUGAGCCAGCUGUCGGCUCUGAUCGAGGCGGCCGUAGAUUAUCACCGACAGUCAUGUGAAAUCCUUGAGGAGCUGAGUGGAAAGCUGCAGAAGAGGAUAUCCACAGCCAGCAGCCGACCCAAAAAAGAGUUCAAAUCAAAGUCCAUCAGGAGCAGUAUUGAGACCCUGGAUAGACAGCACAACGGCCUGUCCUACAGCUCCUCGCUUAAAUCCACCAAUAUCCAGAUCAAGAACACAGUCAAUGGGAAAACUGAUCAUAUAUCCUCUGUUCCUCUGUCAUGGCCUGAGAGCCCCUCCACCAAUGGCAAUAUUCAGCAGUUGGAUGUGUUGGACCAGCCGUGCUGUCGCUCCCUGUAUGACUUUGAGCCAGAGAACGAGGGCGAGCUGGGCUUCAAGGAGGGCGACAUCAUCAUCCUCACAAACCAAAUAGACGAGAAUUGGUACGAGGGCAUGAUCAACGGCGACUCUGGCUUCUUUCCCAUCAACUACGUAGAGGUUAUUGUCCCGCUGCCACAGUGAAGACAGGCACAUGGAGUCCUCUUCCUACCACAUCACAGCCAGCCUCCGUCCCCAGCUCGACCCAGGCUGAGGGGAACUGCACAGAGCCAGCUCAGCCCUAGGCUGAAACACACUCUGUCUUCUGAUCUACAAACCGAGAGCAGUCGUAGUUUUGUCCUGAGCCGACUUCAGAUCAAAUAUCAGUGAUUACCUUGUUUUUGUUGAUAUGUAUGAGCCUGAGGCCAGCUGAAACCCAAGCCGAUAAGUGAACACUCUUCCUGAUGGGUCUGCCUGAGGUUAGAUGUCGGGCCUUGUCAGACACUGUAAUCCAUCCCUGCUGCUUCCUGUUCAUGCUGAUCCAAGUGUAUCUUUUGAGCUGUCUGUUUGUCCUCAUCACCACAAACUGAGACUUCUCGACUCUGCUCAAAGUGAGCUUCUUAACAACAGGACUGCUUCAUGUCAAACUUAUGCUGUUACAUCUUAAACAGUAUAUGCAAUCCUGGCUUCUUUAAUACAGUUACAUUCUGUUAUACUGUAGAAACCACGAGAGUGACGGAGGCUUCUCUCUCUGCAUCACAAGUAAAGUGGUGGCUUGGGUGAGCCGUACAGAUCACUGUGGCUUUAAUGGCCAAAUUUGAGACAUUAGUCCUCCUAACCUGGGUGAACUGAGCCUUUAAAAAAAGAGAUGCAGCCUUGAGUUGAUAGUCAGUCUGCUGCAGUCCUGCACUUCACUCAAGCAUUUUAAGGCCUCAUUGUUUGUUAAGGAUGCCUUAUAAAUCAUCAAGUGGAGUCUAGCCAAAGUUCAUUGAUAAUUCCAGUUUACUACUGCUUUGUUCUUGUUUUCCUGGGUCUUUCCUUUAUUUCUGUUCCAAACUUUAACAAUGAGAUCACAGUGUCAGGAUCUACAAGGCUGGAACACAUUUUUUAACCCUUUCUGGUGUCUACAGAAAAGAGCUCAAACAGGAUUAUUGCAAAAAUACAUGACUAUCACUUUGC
Notolabrus celidotus (New Zealand spotty) is the source of this 2301-nucleotide messenger RNA. RefSeq names its product SH3-domain GRB2-like 3a (gene sh3gl3a). Bases 175 to 1326 code for a protein of 383 amino acids. Gene Ontology annotation, cellular component: cytoplasm; presynapse; glutamatergic synapse. The transcript is spliced from 11 exons. Gene Ontology annotation, molecular function: protein binding. Gene Ontology annotation, biological process: synaptic vesicle uncoating; endocytosis. The record is from RefSeq and is a predicted model, not a curated record. NCBI's taxonomy places the organism in Eukaryota, Metazoa, Chordata, Actinopteri, Labriformes, Labridae.